UGCCGUAGAGUGAAACUUUUUAAAUUUUCUGCUUAAUAAAAUGUUUAAAACAAUAUUCUAAAUCACAUAGCAUCUUAUGUCCUAAAAGUUAGACCGAACUGAAUUUUACUUUAUGAAGUAAUAAACAAUGAUCUGUACAAUUUUGAAUUUUCUUGAAAAUAUACAGCUGAUGUAAUUCAACUGUUCACACUCGAUAAUCAGGUACGUUCUCAAAAUAUUGAAAGAUUGUGUUGAGGUAUAUCAGGAGAAAAGUUGACAUGGCUCUGUAUUGAAUGUCAUACUUCCAGCGAGAUCAAAUCUUUAAACUGACACUGGCCAACAAUUCCAUCCUUCUGAGCCUAGAUAAUUUCUUAUUAGAAAAAGAAAGUCGAUUAAUCAUAAGAAUAAUGAAGUUCUGUUCAUGUUUCGUACUGUAGGCUGUUCUUAGGUGAACCAAGCCAUGAUACGUGGGUUUCACCUCCUGUGGGUCAUGGUCCUCGCGACCUUCCUGUCGUACUCGCAGUGUAUAGAAAACGCCCAAACGAUGAAAGUGACUCGAAAAUCAAAUGUUACUGUUUUGCCAAGAAAUGAUACUGGGAGAGUAGUUGACGUAGGCAAUUUAUUAAGAUCAAAUGUGUCACAAGAGGGCACUGCAUAUUUGUUGGAACAAAUAAACGCUACAAGAAACAUAGACAAUUUCCAGCGACAACCUUUAAGAAGAUUUGAUGAUGUCCGAGACAGAUGGCUGGGAAAUGGCCCGAGACCUGAUGUGUUUAGGCCUCCAUUAAUACCACCCGGGAUCCCUCCUCCCCCUCCUCCUCCUCCUGUAGACUUUGAUAGAGAUGUUCAUCGUCCUGAAUUUACUGGGUUUGUUGUACCUAGGGACAUGGUUAGGGUGGAACACAUUACAGCAGACUGCCAAGAUAAUUACAUGAGGAUUACCAUCCGGUUUAACGGCAGCUUCACUGGUUUGAUCUACAGCACGGGCUAUGUACAUGAUCUGGACUGUAUCUAUGUUAAUGGCACAGGUCGAAGUCAGUAUGAAUUCUAUAUUCGUCAAAACAGAUGUGGAACGCAAGGAAGGCGUAAAGAAGACUUUGACCCCAGAACCCCGGUGGUGAGACCGCGACACAACGAAUACUUGCUAAAUACUGUUACCGUACAGUACAGCCCCAUCAUCGAAGAAGAAUGGGAUGAACAUUUCCGUGUUACCUGCGAGCACGGGCACGAUUUUUGGAAGACAGUCACUUUUCCAGUCAUCAACGUGGAGGUCAAUACGGGGAACCCCGUAGUUUUUUCAUUGAAGCCUCCCAAGUGUUACAUGGAGAUACUGCUAGGGUGGACAAUUUCUGGAAGACGAAUUUCAGGACCCGUGACCGUCGGUGACCCUUUAACGUUGGUCAUUUACAUGAAGAGUGAAAACAGUGGUUUUGACAUAGUAGUUAGCAAUUGCUUUGCUCAUAAUGGAGGACAAAAUAGGAUUCGUUUAGUGGGUAAAGACGGGUGUGUAGUUAAUGAAAAACUUCUUUCGCCAUUUCGUGGACAAACUAGUGGAGAUAGUGGAGAGGAAGUGACUUUGUUCGCUUACUUUAAAGCAUUUCGGUUUACCGGAAGUCCAGCACUUUACUUGGAAUGUGACAUACACAUGUGCCAUGGAACAUGUCCGCAUCAGCAAUGUUACUGGCGAUCAAGAAUAAGACGUUUUCUCGAGAAAAGAGAAUCAGAAAGCGGCAAUCCUGUAAUAUCAGAGAGUGUGAAUCUCUAUCAGACUCUUGAAGUGCGACAGGCAGAUGAAGCAGAUGCCUCAAAUAGGCAACCAAACAAAGGACGAUUACUCGAUGAGAAUGCUGUGUGUUUUAGAACUGCAGAAUUCGCAACAAUGAUAACCAUACUGUUGACCACUGUUAUACUAGCAGUUGGUAUCUCACUUACCAUGUGUUUCCGCAUGCGUAAGAUGUCCAAACACAACACGAAAGCUCCUCUGGGAGCGAAAGAUAAUUACGUUUCUAAAUCUAAAACUUCAUUUUAACAGUUCAAUGGAUAAGUGUUUAAUUGAUUCUGGUUCGUAAGGAGUUCACUAUACGAGUCUCAGAGUUCUCCUUAAUUAAGACUAUCUGAAAGUCUGAUGGUUUAAUUCUUCAUUAACGCUAUAUUGGUAAAGGUUUAAUAAUUUAAUUAAUAUCUGUAUAAUAACUUAUCAUUUAUAAAUAAAUUUUGAAGAACAAAACCAUAACAUGGACUUUUAUUAUAUCUUCAUAACUACGCAUGAUUAUUUUUAUGAAUAUCAGGCACAUUUGUUUUUUUAAUGCUUUGAUACUUUUCGAUAUUCAAGACAGUAACUUUAAUAUUUUAUUUUACGAAAGAGUAACCGUUGGUUGCUCCAUGUUUCAGAUUUAAUAAUGACAUGUAAAAUUAACUAAGGGGUAAUUUAUAAUACUUUCAUUGAAGUAAUAUACAAUAAUGACAACGAAAUAAAAGUAACAAAGUAAAACCAACAGAUACACAAUUUUCCAAAGUAUGUGUACCGAAACUUACAAACUUUGAUUAUGUUAAACUUCUAUUUAUUUCGAAUACUAUAAAUAGAAAAUUUAAAUGCGACAUUUUUUCAUUA
Molecule: messenger RNA, 2590 nt
Organism: Limulus polyphemus (Atlantic horseshoe crab)
Lineage: Eukaryota; Metazoa; Arthropoda; Merostomata; Xiphosura; Limulidae
Exons: 9
Coding region: 440-2008 (522 amino acids)
Source: RefSeq, a predicted model, not a curated record